Porites evermanni is the source of this 1812-nucleotide messenger RNA. NCBI's taxonomy places the organism in Eukaryota, Metazoa, Cnidaria, Anthozoa, Scleractinia, Poritidae. The record is from the annotation of a GenBank genome assembly.
AGUGCUUCGAGCAGUGCCUUGGUCUUCACAUCGGCCAGUGUAUCUCCAAGUAUCUCGCCAUCAACGUCUAUUAGUUUGUCAGCCAGUGUCUCGACCAGUGCCUCACCCUCCACAACGCCCAGUGUAUCGCCAAAUACCUCGGCCUCAACCUUUGCUAGUGUGCCAGCCAGUGUGUCGACCAGUGACUCGGCCUCUACAUCGCCCAGUGUGUCAACGAGUGUAUCCGCCUCCACGUCUGCCAGCGUGUCAGCCAGUGUGUCAACCAGUUUCUCGGCUUCCACCUCUAAUAGCGUUUCAGCCAGUGUGUCUAACAGUGUUUCGCUCUCCUUAUCGCCCAGUGUGUCGCCAAGUGUCUCUGCCACAACCUCUGCUAGCCUCUCAGCCAGUAUGUCGACCAGCGCCUCGGCGUCAACAUCGACUAGUCUAUCACCAAGUUUCUUGGCCUCAACCUCUGCUAGUGUGGCAGCCGGUGCUUCCAACAGUGACUCGGCAAGUAUAUUUGCCUCCAUCUCUGCUACAGUUUCAGGCAGUGUAUCAAGCAGUGCCUCAGGCUCCAGAUCGACCAGUGUGUCGCCAAGUAUCUCGGCCUCAACCUCUGCUAGUCUCUCACGAAGUGCUUCGAGCAGUGCCUUGGUCUUCACAUUGACCAGUGUAUCCCCAAGUAUCUUGCCCUCAACGUCUAUUAGUGUGUCAGCCAGUGUCUCGACCAGUGCCUCACCCUCCACAACGCCUAGUGUGUCACCAAGUAUCUCGGCCUCAACCUCUGCUACUCUGACAGCCGGUGUGUCCACCAGUGCCUCGGCUUCGACGUCGACCAUUGUAUCAGCAAGUGUCUCGGCCUCAACCUCUUCUAGUGUGUCAGCCAGUGUGUCGAUCAGUGACUCCACAUCGGCCACCACAUCGCCCAGUGAGUCACCAGGAGUCUCUGCCUCAAUCUCUACUAGCGUAUCAGCCAGAGUGUCGACCAGUACCUUGGCCUCCGCAUCGCCCGGUGUCUCGCCAAGUACCUCGGCCUCAACCUCUGCUAGUGUGUCAGCCAGUGUGUCGACCAGUGACUCAACGUCUACAUCUCCCAGUGUGUCGGCAAGUGUUUCCGCCUUCACAUCUGCUAGCGUGUCAGCCAGUGCGUCGAGCAGUGCUUUAGCCUCCACAUCGACCAGUGUGUCUCCAAGUAUCUCGGCUUCUUCCUCGGCUAGUCUCUCAGACAGUGUGUUGAGCAGUACCUCGGCCUUAACAUCGACCAGUGUAUCGCCAAAUACCUUGGCCUCAACCUCUGCUAGUGUGUCAGCCAGUGUGUCGAUCAGUGACUCGGCGUCUACAUUCCCCAGUGUGUCAGCAAGUGCAUCCGCCUUCACAUCUGCUAGCGUGUCAGCCAGUGCGUCGAGCAGUGCUUCAGCCUCCACAUCGACCAGUGUGUCUUCAAGUAUCUCGGCCUCUUCCUCGGCUAGUCUCUCAGACAGUGUGUUGAGCAGUACCUCGGCCUUCACAUCGACCAGUGUAUCGGCAAAUAUCUCACCAAGUUUCUCGGCCUCAACCUCUGCUAGUGUGUCAGCCAGUGCUUCCAGCAGUGACUCGGCCUCUACAUCCCCCAGUGUCUCGGCAAGUAUAUCUGCCUCUAUCUCUGCUACAGUUUCAGGCAGUGUAUCAAGCAGUGCCUCGGGCUCCAGAUCGACCAGUGUGUCGCCAAGUAUCUCGGCCUCAUUCUCUGGUAGUCUUUCACGAAGUGCUUGGAGCAUUGCCUCGGUCUUCACAUCGACCAGUGUAUCCUCAAGUAUCUCGCCCUCAACGUCUAUUAGUGUUUUAGCCAGUGUC